AUGUCAAGUAUUUUGCCAAAUCAAACACUAUAUGUUCGAAAUCUAAAUGAAAAAACUAAUAAAGAAGAAUUAAGGAGAUCUUUGUAUGCUCUCUUUUCGGCAUACGGACGUAUUCUCGAUAUUGUUGCUUUGAAAACGAUAAAAAUGCGUGGACAAGCAUUUAUAGUUUUCAAAGAAAUUCAAAGUGCUACAGCAGCUAUGAGAGGACUGAAUGGGUUUAUGUUUUAUGAUAGAACUAUGCACAUAGAGUAUGCUAAAGGCAAAUCAGAUGCUAUUGCAAAAUUGGAUGGAACAUGGAAAAAAACUUCUUUACCGACGAAUCUAAGUUCACAACGCGUAGUAGGAACAGUUUCUUCGGCACCUGCAGUGAAAAGACAAAGAGAGGAAGAAUGGUUGGUAGAUCAUAAGCGAGCAGCGAAUGGAGGACGAAAAAACGAUAUAGAAUCGGAAUCACCUGAAAUAGAAAUGGAAGAUGAAACGGAAUUGCCAGCACCAAGAGUGGGGGCAAAUGCAGGUGCUACUGGUGCAAAUGAAACAGAACCACUCAAUAGAAUAUUAUACAUACAAAACUUACCACCAGAUGUAACGGAUGAGAUGUUGAGUUACUUGUUUGAACAGUAUCCUGGUUUUAAAGAAGUGCGUCUUGUUCCUGGUAAAUCAGAUAUCGCUUUCGUGGAAUAUGAGUCAGAUAAUCAAGCUGCUGUUGCUAAAGAAGUAUUGAACGGUUUUAAAAUCACCCACGAUAAAGAAAUGAAAGUGACUUUUGCAAAAAGGUAA
Molecule: messenger RNA, 777 nt
Organism: Diversispora eburnea
Lineage: Eukaryota; Fungi; Glomeromycota; Glomeromycetes; Diversisporales; Diversisporaceae
Source: the annotation of a GenBank genome assembly